UCGUGCGAAUACAUCGAGACGAACGAGGAAGAAGAAGUGGACAGAAGCAGAAGAAGGAUGCUACGUAAGCUGAAGAAGCUCCGCGUUCUUCUCAUUGUGGCUGGACUCACCACCAUGUACAGCUAUCAAUUCCUCUCUUCAGGUGAAAGGAGUUGGAAAUGCGUGGCCAGGAAGAACGUGGUAUUUCUGAAGACACACAAGUGCGCCAGCUCUUCCAUCUUUAACUUGUUAAUGAGACGUGCUCUUGAGAAGGACCUCCUGGUAGCCGUACCCAAGAAGCCGCCCUACAGCCAUAUGGGAUACCCUCUGCACUUCGAUCCGGAAAGGGACAUGAUGGAUUUCGCCUCUCGUGGGAUGAGGCCUAACAUCAUGGCACUUCACAUGCGAUUCAACUACACGGCUGUUCGACAGGUGAUGCCGGCAGACACAGUGUACAUAACCAUCAUGCGCAACCCCAGUGACCUCUUCUUAUCACUCUUCUAUUACUUCAAAUUAUACGACGUCUACAACGUGAAUGCUAGCCAGUUCUUGUACGAACCAUUUCUACUUGAUGUCGUCCGCAAUUCUCGAGUCCACAAGUCACUGGGUUUCAACCAAAUGGCUUUCGACCUCGGGGCUGAACAACAUCACCUUGAAAAUGGAACGGUCAUCGACUCGCUCGUUCGUGCUGUCGAUUCUCAGUUCCACCUUGUGAUGAUUGCAGAGCGGUUUUUGGAAUCUCUGGUUCUCCUCAAGGAGCUGCUUUGUUGGGAAACCGACGACGUCAUAACGUUCAGGCAGAAUGAUAUGAGACGCAAGAAGACACCCCUGCCACGGUCUGCUGCGAAAACAUUGAAGCGAUCGAAUGUGGCAGACGAAGCUCUGUACGCCUAUUUCGUCCGAAAAUUCGACCUCAGAGUCGAAGCGUUCGGGAAAGAACGUAUGCGUGAAGAGGUUAUGAUGUUAGAGAGUAGGCUCAAAUUUUGGUACAAGCGGUGUGUCCACUUCGAUUAUAGGACACGAGACUCUCAAGUUUACGAAUACUACAUGAAACGGCAGAAUGCUUCGACAGAAAGAGUGAUGUGUCGCCGUCUGUCACUCCCGGAGCAAUCUUUCACAGAGGAGUUACGUCAGCAAGCACUCAAACGCUUAGGUGUUAUUCCCAAGAUUGUGGCUUAAUUCUGACUGCUGUUCCUGUAAUCAAUUACUGAUAAUACAUUAGUAAAC
Molecule: messenger RNA, 1206 nt
Organism: Ornithodoros turicata
Lineage: Eukaryota; Metazoa; Arthropoda; Arachnida; Ixodida; Argasidae
Product: galactosylceramide sulfotransferase-like
Exons: 3
Coding region: 58-1158 (366 amino acids)
Biological process (GO): glycolipid biosynthetic process
Cellular component (GO): membrane
Molecular function (GO): galactosylceramide sulfotransferase activity
Source: RefSeq, a predicted model, not a curated record